Molecule: messenger RNA, 1062 nt
Organism: Chenopodium quinoa (quinoa)
Lineage: Eukaryota; Viridiplantae; Streptophyta; Magnoliopsida; Caryophyllales; Amaranthaceae
Exons: 2
Coding region: 272-547 (91 amino acids)
Source: RefSeq, a predicted model, not a curated record
AAAUCCCUAAUAUAUUGGCUCGUUCUUACAACAUUUUAUGAUUAAAUAAUCCAACACACUAAUAAUACAAAUAUUACAACCUUGCACAAACAAUAAAAACAUCCCUCUCUUUCAUUCAUUCUUCUUGCCAAGUUUUUUCAACAAUCUUUCUGUCUCUUUAAUUUUUCCGGAAAUUUUUGGGAUAGAGGUGGAAAAUCAAAGAAAAACCCAGAAAAAUUCGAGGAAAACCCAGAAAUUUCAUUGCAAAAAAAGUCAAUAAAAUUGAUCAAUUAUGUGUCCUUUAAGAUUUAUCUUGGUAUUUUUCUCAGCGAUUUUGGCUGGGUUUUUGGCAUGGAGAUCAUUUCGUUCUGCACCCGACCUUGAUACCACCUUUUCUGAAGAUUUGGUAGCUGAUAAACCUGCAUCUUCAAUGGAUGAUCACCAAGAAAGGAACCUUAAAAUGAUAAUUCAAGAUGGUUUCUGGGUAUUUGUUGACAUGGCUAGUGGAAGAUACUUGUGGAGAAAUUUGAAGGGGAUGAAAGCAGUGGAGAAAGCAAAGAGCUGCUAAAACUUCUCAAUUUCAUAUCCUUGUAUUUUUCACUUUGUUGAAUUUGAGAUUUUUUUUUUCUUUUUUUUUUCGGUGUUAACAUAGCCACAAAAACGAUGAUGUAGACGGUAUUCAAUCUGGUGUCACGAAUAUGAGUUACCUUGUAAGUUACCAAGAAAUACAAUUGUGUAAAUUUAGUUCUGACUUAAAGAAUCUGGGAAUUUUCCUGUGUCAAAUAACAUUGUAAUUGUAAUUGGGCAUGAUUUCUGAAAAAGAGAUUUAACCCAGUAGAGCUUUUAAUCCAAAAAUGUGACUAUGUUAAUUAUCUUGGACUGAUUUUUGGCUAUUUUUCUGGGGUUUUGUCUUCUAAUAUUUGGAUUUGAAGUCAACCGACAGUUGGGAAAGAUUGUUAAUCACCCCUUUGUAGCUUUUACAGCAGGGAAGCUCAAUGUGUAAGUUGUAAUUUGCUCAAUGUGUAAGUUGUAAUUUGCUCAAUGUGUAAGUUUUGAUUUUAUGAACCAUACAUUAUGCUGGAA